AUGAUUUCUCAGACGCUAGACUUGGAGGAAGCGGGCGAAAAAGGUUGGGGGGCAGCAGAAGAGGUCUGUCAAAGUGCUUUCGAUCAGGUACUGGCGAGGAGCAGCAGAAUAAUCGAGUGCGACGUCAUCAUCACCAUCAUCAUGGAGGGCUUCUUGAACGACAACUGUACAACGAUGAGCGUACAAUUGGAAGGCAGCUGUUUCACGACAAAAGAAAGCUCUACCAUCAACUGGAAGGGGCCGAGAGGCGCGGAGAUCUAUACGGAACGGGACCAUAUGGGAUCAGUCCAUAUGGAAUGGGUGGCAGUAUCAGAAGUCGUCUUGGCGGUGUAUACCGAAGUCUAA
Messenger RNA from Soboliphyme baturini, 345 nucleotides. NCBI's taxonomy places the organism in Eukaryota, Metazoa, Nematoda, Enoplea, Dioctophymatida, Soboliphymatidae. The record is from the annotation of a GenBank genome assembly.